Molecule: messenger RNA, 2721 nt
Organism: Phytomonas sp. Hart1
Lineage: Eukaryota; Euglenozoa; Kinetoplastea; Trypanosomatida; Trypanosomatidae
Source: the annotation of a GenBank genome assembly
AUGAAGGAGUCAAGUCUAAACUCCAGAGAUCCACUAGUCCUUGCCACUGCAUAUUAUCCAACAGUAUUCACGAGCGCAUCGAGCACCAAAAAGGUCCCGAUUAACAGCAGUUCUAGCCUCCCGACAGCAUCUUCUACAGGUUCGGUUAAUGAACUUAACUUAAAAGACGUAGUCCCGUAUCUGAGGCAUCUUUCUCUUUCCUCUGAGCAUGUCAUUUAUAAACCACUAACCGCGUUGCAGUUAUCCAACAUCCCUGCGAAAACAUGCAAACAGGUACUUGAUACAAACCGACCAGUGCCAACGAUUACUCUUGCCGUAGAGACUGGGCCCUUUGCCUUUAAUUUUCGAUACAUCAACGAGGUCAGCGAGGCGGAUAAAAUCGGCAAACUCUGCCCACCCGACCCUGUGGAGUUGGAUGGCAUCUCUACGGAGGUGGCUGAAUUCAAGCCUGACGUUGAGGAAUCGUACUGGGAGGGGGAAUUCUGGAGGGCACUGACUGCUGCCCAAGACACAGGGCACAAGAAACAUGAAUUAAUGAAGCAAUCCCGCUUGCGUAGCCAAAGACUUCUGGCACUUUCUCGAGCCAGCGUGAGCUCAGUGAUGGGGUCACCUACCCUUAACUUUACUGCAACACCGCUAAGUUCCCAGGUUUCUAAAAACUCCACCCCAAUGAGUAAUUCACUUGAAUUAAAUAACAUCAGUAGCUUCAACAGUGUGUCCCUCUCUCGGGUGUAUCAUCCUAGUUGCAUUUUACACAACUCAGUGACAUCUACACCAUCAGCAACGAUAGACCAAUUUUAUCAAAAAAAAAUGGAUACCGACGCCGUUCUAGCUACACCCACAACCACUACGGCUCAGCGAAAUGCCAAGGGGUUUCUGCGUCGUGCUCGGUUUAACGAGAAGCAGCGAGUUUCUUCCUUUAUCACCAGAAAAAACAUGACGUUGCAGAGCCAUGAUCACUCUUCUUCGUAUGUUAUCAAAUCUUUUAAGGGUACUUCAUAUAGAGAAAAUUCAUAUUCCAUUGAUUCUGAGAAAAGAGGCUUUAAAGUCCUUAUCCCUUCUAUUGCGAGUGAGUCCUCGUUCUGUCUUGAUGCAAAUUCAUUUGUGGAAAGCAUCCCUACGUCCGCCUUGGCAACCUGUGUCGAAACCCCGAUAGCGAAUCCCAUGAGCCACAAUAGCACCUCGUUACACUCUUCGCCCUUGAAUCCUCAAAAGGCCCCGGUUAAUGAUGUGACAGGAAUUCCUACGCAUCCCUCGUACGCCACCACAACCCUGUCUUGUCAGGAUAAUGGGAUUUACAGGGACAGCACUGUGAACAGGAUGGGCGAAGACCCCGUUGAGGGAGGCCAAUCCCGGCCUGUUCCCACAGCGGAUACAGCGCUAUCGGGGAGGACAGGGGAGACUGCUGCGGUGUGCAUUGCUUUAUCAAAUCUACUUUCAAAACGCGAACCACGGGAGGUGCAGGACCACAAAAGUAGCAGUGAGGGCAAACUACAGUUGGUCCAAACGUCGUUUUCCCAUUCUACGAUUAAGAGAGAUAAUCUGCACUCAAAGCAAUUUUUAAAUAAUGUGAGAUCGACACCUGUGGACGCAUCCGGGUCGGCGCUCUUGGAUAGUCCAUCGCUGAAGCGAUUACAAUUGGCUUCACUAAAUACAUCUUUCUCCCAGCGCACAAGCCAGCCUUCCGCUGCGACAGAUAAGUAUAAUUCAUUAUCUAAUUUAAUUAAAAAUAGUUCUAUCCACCCAGGCUGUCGUUCGGGUGAGUCUCCGAAAGUGCGUGUACAAUUUAUUGGAGCAGACACUGCUGCACUGGCGAUUGAGGAUAUUGAGUGUGUUUUGUUACCGAAUAAAUCUGGUUCCAAGGUUCUUCAUAAUUCUCCGGACCAGAUCUUCAGUGAAGAACAUAAUAUACGUGCUAUCAAAGGAUCUGAUCAGAUUUCAAGUCUACCCCCCGAGUCAGAUUCGUUGAAGCUAUCUUCCAAAUUACAAGGCUCCAAACCCCAACUGAGGGUGACAGAACCGUGUGUAUGCUUGGAUAACAGCCAAUCUCAGUCACAUCAGGCAAAUAGUCAGGCUGUGCACAGCAACACAGAGGGAAAUGGUAGAUAUUUUCUUCACCGUACCAAACCCUCGAAAGCUGAGAAAAAUACAUCGGAGGGCAGAAGGCCCAGUUGGCGCACUAUUGAAUCUGAAGAUAUUUCAUCGCAAUCAACCCCCAAAUCUCGCUUGUUCCGUUGGAAAAAACUCGCGACAGGGAAUUCUUUACCCGAAGAUGCUAGGUUACCAAAUUCGACUUCGACCCAAGCUGCAUUUGAUGACCACGUGUCACCUUUGGUGCAUUCCAACAUUAAUGGCGCAUCUAUAGUCCAGAACGAUACGAAUGUUCAUCGUGUUCUUACGCCAUCGUCUUCUCCGUUAUCAGCUCUACCUUCACAACUAUUAAAUUCGAAACUCGAAGGAAAGCAUAAUUGUGAAAGGUUGAGUUGUGACCAUCGUGGCACAUCAUUGCCGUCUUUAUCGGUUAACUUGAGUGCUCGAGAUAUACAUAGCGAUCCUUUGAAUUUAUGCCAACCAAUGCAAUCUUUUCGCAAGGGGGAUACACCCGGUUUAGUGAAUGAUGACAAAGAAGGUCUCAUAGGUUGCAAUAAAGACGCAGACAAGCAUAAAAAUCAUCCAUUUGAAGCAAAAACAGGUGAGGCAAGAUGUUGCGUUGUCAUGUGA